AUGCCUUUGUUACCAUCGUCGUCCUCGAAUUACAGUAGUAGUAGUAGUGGUGAUAGUAGUAGUAGUAGCAGCAGCAGCAGCAGCAGCAGCAGCAGCAGCAGCAGCAGUAGUAGUAGUAGUAGUAGUAGUAGUAGUAGUAGUAGUAGUAGUAGUAGUAGUAGUAGUAGUAGUAGUAGUAGUAGUAGUAGUAGUAGUAGUAGUAGUAGUAGUAGUAGUAGUAGUAGUAGUAGUAGUAGUAGUAGUUGUUGUAGUAGUAGUAGUAGUAGUAGUAGUAGUAGUAGUAGUAGUAGUAGUAGUAGUAGUAGUAGUAGUAGUAGUAGUAGUAGUAGUAGUAGUAGUAGUAGUAGUAGUAGUAGUAGUAGUAGUAGUAGUAGUAGUAGUAGUAGUAGUAGUAGUAGUAGUAGUAGUAGUAGUAGUAGUAGUAGUAGUAGUAGUAGUAGUAGUAGUAGUAGUAGUAGUAGUAGUAGUAGUAGUAGUAGUAGUAGUAGUAGUAGUAGUAGUAGUAGUAGUAGUAGUAGUAGUAGUAGUAGUAGUAGUAGUAGUAGUAGUAGUAGUAGUAGUAGUAGUAGUAGUAGUAGUAGUAGUAGUAGUAGUAUUAGUAGUAGUAGUAAUAGUUGUAGUAGUACUAUGACGACGUUUAACAACGCAUGA
This is a messenger RNA of Closterium sp. Yama58-4, 651 nucleotides long. NCBI's taxonomy places the organism in Eukaryota, Viridiplantae, Streptophyta, Zygnematophyceae, Desmidiales, Closteriaceae. The record is from the annotation of a GenBank genome assembly.